CGGUCACGUGGUCUUUCCUUUCCGUCUCGGGCCGGCUGGGCGCGGGCGUCUGCUGGCGGCGCGUGGAGCCUCGCGCUGCUUCCCCGGCUCCGCUCUCCGGGCCCCCGAGGAGUUGGCCGCCGCCGCCGCCGGGUGAACCGCGCCUGCCGCCACCAUGCCGGCCUACUUCCAGAGGCCCGAGAACGCCCUCAAGCGCGCCAACGAAUUUCUUGAGGUUGGCAAAAAGCAGCCUGCUUUGGAUGUUCUUUAUGAUGUUAUGAAAAGUAAGAAACAUAGAACAUGGCAGAAAAUACACGAGCCAAUUAUGUUGAAAUACUUGGAACUAUGUGUGGAUCUUCGCAAGAGCCACCUGGCUAAGGAAGGAUUAUACCAAUAUAAGAACAUCUGUCAGCAGGUAAACAUCAAAUCUCUAGAAGAUGUUGUUAGGGCAUAUCUGAAAUUGGCAGAGGAAAAAACUGAAGCUGCAAAAGAAGAAUCCCAGCAGAUGGUUUUAGACAUAGAAGAUCUGGAUAAUAUUCAAACUCCUGAGAGUGUCCUAUUAAGUGCUGUGAGUGGUGAGGACACUCAGGACCGAACUGACAGAUUACUCUUAACUCCAUGGGUUAAAUUCCUGUGGGAAUCAUACAGGCAGUGUUUGGACCUUCUUAGGAAUAAUUCUAGAGUGGAGCGUCUCUACCAUGACAUUGCCCAGCAAGCUUUCAAAUUCUGCCUUCAAUAUACCCGAAAGGCUGAAUUCCGUAAACUGUGUGACAAUCUGAGAAUGCACUUGUCGCAGAUUCAACGCCACCAUAACCAAAGCACUGCAAUCAACCUUAAUAAUCCGGAGAGCCAGUCCAUGCAUUUGGAAACCAGGCUUGUUCAGCUGGACAGUGCUAUCAGUAUGGAGUUAUGGCAGGAAGCAUUCAAGGCUGUGGAAGAUAUUCAUGGGCUGUUCUCCUUGUCUAAGAAGCCACCUAAACCUCAGUUGAUGGCCAAUUACUACAAUAAAGUCUCAACUGUGUUUUGGAAAUCUGGAAAUGCUCUUUUCCAUGCCUCUACCCUUCAUCGUCUUUACCAUUUGUCUAGAGAAAUGAGAAAGAAUCUUACACAAGAAGAGAUGCAAAGAAUGUCGACGAGAGUUCUUUUGGCCACUCUCUCCAUCCCUAUUACUCCUGAACGCACUGACAUUGCCCGACUCCUGGACAUGGACGGCAUUAUAGUGGAAAAGCAGCGUCGCCUCGCAACCCUGCUGGGACUGCAGGCCCCACCAACGCGGAUUGGCCUUAUAAACGAUAUGGUCAGAUUUAAUGUACUGCAGUACGUGGUCCCAGAAGUGAAAGACCUGUACAAUUGGCUGGAGGUAGAAUUCAACCCACUGAAACUCUGUGAGAGAGUCACAAAGGUUCUAAAUUGGGUUAGGGAACAGCCUGAAAAGGAACCAGAAUUGCAGCAGUAUGUUCCCCAGCUGCAGAAUAACACCAUACUCCGACUCCUGCAGCAGGUGGCACAAAUUUAUCAGAGCAUUGAGUUUUCUCGUUUGACUUCUCUGGUUCCUUUUGUUGAUGCUUUCCAACUGGAACGGGCCAUAGUAGAUGCAGCCCGGCAUUGCGACUUGCAGGUUCGGAUCGACCACACCUCUCGGACCCUUAGUUUUGGAUCGGAUUUGAACUAUGCUACUCGAGAGGAUGCUCCUAUCGGCCCGCAUCUGCAGAGCAUGCCUUCCGAGCAGAUACGGAACCAGCUCACUGCCAUGUCCUCGGUUCUUGCCAAAGCACUUGAAGUCAUCAAGCCUGCUCAUAUACUGCAAGAGAAGGAAGAACAGCACCAGCUGGCUGUCACCGCUUACCUUAAAAAUUCCCGGAAGGAGCACCAGCGCAUCCUGGCUCGGCGACAGACAAUUGAAGAGAGGAAGGAGCGCCUCGAGAGCCUGAAUAUUCAGCGUGAGAAAGAAGAACUGGAGCAGCGGGAAGCUGAACUUCAGAAAGUCCGGAAGGCCGAGGAAGAGAGACUGCGGCAAGAGGCAAAGGAGAGAGAGAAGGAGCGCAUCUUACAGGAACACGAACAGAUCAAAAAGAAAACAGUCCGUGAGCGUUUGGAGCAGAUCAAGAAAACAGAACUGGGUGCCAAAGCGUUCAAAGAUAUUGACAUUGAAGAUCUUGAGGAAUUGGAUCCCGAUUUUAUCAUGGCAAAACAGGUUGAACAACUGGAGAAAGAAAAGAAAGAGCUCCAGGAACGCCUGAAGAACCAAGAGAAGAAGAUCGACUAUUUUGAAAGAGCUAAACGUUUGGAAGAAAUCCCGUUGAUCAAGAGCGCAUACGAAGAACAGAGGAUAAAGGACAUGGACCUGUGGGAGCAGCAGGAGGAGGAGAGGAUCACAACCAUGCAGCUGGAACGGGAGAAGGCUCUCGAACAUAAGAGCCGCAUGUCACGAAUGUUGGAAGACAGAGAUUUAUUUGUAACGCGACUCAAGGCUGCACGGCAAUCUGUUUAUGAGGAGAAACUUAAACAGUUUGAAGAGCGACUGGCAGAAGAAAGACAUAAUCGCCUGGAAGAACGCAAGAGGCAACGGAAAGAAGAGCGCAGAGUAACUUACUACAGAGAGAAAGAGGAGGAGGAGCAGAGGAGGGCCGAGGAGCAGAUGCUGAAAGAGCGGGAAGAGAGAGAGCGAGCUGAACGUGCAAAACGUGAGGAAGAGAUGCGGGAGUAUCAGGAACGGGUCAAGAAAUUGGAAGAAGUAGAAAGGAAAAAACGCCAAAGGGAGCUGGAAAUUGAAGAACGCGAGCGGCGUCGAGAGGAGGAGCGGAGACUUGGUGAAGACCCACUCUCUAGAAAAGACUCCCGUUGGGGAGAUCGAGACUCAGAAGGCACAUGGAGGAAAGGCCCCGAGGCGGACUCUGAGUGGCGGCGAGGCCCCCCGGAGAAGGAGUGGCGGCGCGGAGAGGGCCGGGACGAGGAGCGGCUGCACCGGAGAGAUGAGGAGAGGCCGCGGCGCCCUGGCGACGACGACGAGCGGGAGUCCGCGCUCAGGCCCGACGAAGACCGUGUCCCCCGACGGGGCCUGGACGACGACCGCGGUCCCCGGCGCGGGCCUGACGAUGAUCGCUUUCCCCGCCGCGGCCUCGACGACGACCGGCCGUCCUGGCGCAGCGCUGACGAAGACCGGCCUCCCCGGCGGGGUGGCGACGAAGACCGGGGCAGCUGGCGCCACGCCGAUGAUGACAGGCCACCGCGGCGGGGACUGGAUGAGGAGCGAAGCUGGCGUGCCGCCGACGAUGACAGAGGACCGAGACGGGGGCUGGACGACGAGCGGGGCCCGCGGCGUGGAGGCGCCGACGAUGACCGGCCGUCCUGGCGCAGCGCUGACGACGAGCGGGGGCCCCGGCGCGGGCUGGACGAUGACCACGGCCCUUGGAGGAACAUGGACGACGAACGGAUGCCCAGGCGCGGGGCGGACGAUGACCGGGGGCCGUGGAGGAACAUGGACGACGAACGGAUACCCAGGAGGGGCGACGACGGGAGGCCUGGCCCCUGGAGGCCUCUGGUCAGGCCAGGUGGAUGGAGAGAAAAAGAAAAAGCCAGAGAAGAGAGUUGGGGUCCACCUCGAGAAUCGAGACCACCAGAAGAACGCGAAUGGGAUAGAGAUAAAGAAAGAGAUAAUCAAGAUCGUGAUGAAAAUGACAAGGAGCCAGAGAGAGAGCGGGACAGGGAGCGAGACGCCGACCGAGAAGAUCGCUUCAGGCGGCCCAGGGAUGAAGGUGGCUGGAGAAAAGGACCCGCCGAAGAAGCUUCAAGCUGGAGGGAUUCAGGUCGCCGUGAUGAUAGGGAUGACCGUCGCCGUGAUCUGAGAGACCGACGAGACCUCGACAGGGACCGGAGAGGCCCUCCGCUCCGCUCAGAGCGCGAAGAAGUCAGUUCUUGGAGACGUGCUGAUGACAGGAAAGAGGAACGGGGGGAAGAGCGGGAGCCCCCUCGCCGCGUCCCUCCGCCAGCUGUUACGAGGGACCGAGAGCGAGACCGAGAGCGAGAAAGUGGUGACAAAGAGAAGCCCUCUUGGAGAGGCGACAAAGAUAGGGAAUCUCUGCGUCGUACUAAGAAUGAGACUGACGAAGAAGGAUGGACCACGGUACGACGUUAAGUCUCGCUCGUGGAUUCGAACUCGUGUCUUACAUGGGUUUGAUGACGUUCGGGGAUGAUUAUACUGUGCUUCAACCAAUCUCAGUUGGAUUCUUUUAAUGUUCUCUCUCCAUAACACAAAAAGCAUGAACUUGUAUUAAUCCUAUAUAAUAGAUUGAUCAUGCACCGUACCCACAGAAGGUUGGAAUACCAUGCCAUUUUCUGGAAUUUAAGGUGUUGCAUUAUUUCAUCAAUCAUUUGUUUACAAAAAAGAAAAACUAAAAAAUAAAUUUGAAAUGUGAACCCUUCAGGUAUUGAGUAACACACCUGUAUCUUGGCAUAGAAAUGAUCUUUUUUUUUUGUUUUCUUUUGUUUUUAAAAUAUCUGAUUAAUUUGGAAUGAGGUAUGGUUCUGUUUUAGAAAAGUAUUUGAGAACUUAAAAGCAGGGAGCUGAAACAAUUUUCACGCCAUUAGCAAUUGAUACGUACCUCUGUAUCGCUUGAGGUAGCUAUUGUUAUAAAUUGAGAAAGUUUUUAGGUUCACUCUAACUGCAGUAAACAUUAGAAUACAGUGGAUUUCUCUGUAGGCUUGAGAGGAGGCGAGUAACUCGAAAGCAAGCAGGCUGCAGUCUCACUGUAGUGACAAGACUGCUUGAGUGGGAAUCCGAAACAAUUAAGCCUUGAAAUUUUAAAGCAUUUGGUAAACUAUUGCUGAACUUUUUCUGUUGCCAAUAGCAAACUGCUUUUCCAUUAAUGGAGAAUUCAUGCCUUUCAAACAUUUUAAAUAUGACAAUAUUUAUAAAUGUGUGGUUUGGAGGAUUGUUUUUAAGUUCUUUUUCCUAAUUUUCUUUCUCUCCAGAAUAGAUUCUUUGAACAAGUAAUUUGUAGUAAUGACUGUGUUGCCUUCAAUUUUUGAGUGUAGUAGCUAUGUUAAAGAUGGACUCUCCGGUCUUAUUGAAGCCAACACAGAACUUGCUGCUGUGGUUUUUCUUCAAUGAUAAAUAAAAUACUUACAGAAUUUUAGUGUUGA
Messenger RNA from Sorex fumeus (smoky shrew), 5121 nucleotides. It is a transcript of the gene EIF3A, whose product is annotated as eukaryotic translation initiation factor 3 subunit A. Gene Ontology annotation, molecular function: translation initiation factor activity; mRNA binding. Gene Ontology annotation, cellular component: multi-eIF complex; eukaryotic translation initiation factor 3 complex, eIF3m; eukaryotic translation initiation factor 3 complex, eIF3e. The record is from RefSeq and is a predicted model, not a curated record. The transcript has 22 exons. The coding region runs from base 155 to 4114 and encodes 1319 amino acids. Gene Ontology annotation, biological process: formation of cytoplasmic translation initiation complex; translation reinitiation. NCBI's taxonomy places the organism in Eukaryota, Metazoa, Chordata, Mammalia, Eulipotyphla, Soricidae.